This is a messenger RNA of Symbiodinium pilosum, 766 nucleotides long. The record is from the annotation of a GenBank genome assembly. NCBI's taxonomy places the organism in Eukaryota, Dinophyceae, Suessiales, Symbiodiniaceae.
GCAUGUUGGUCUGCUGGGUGCACGGACAUAACGGGUGCCUUCUUACUGGCGGUCUGGCCGUCGGACAAGCCGACUUAUNNAUUCUGGUGCGAGCUGGACUGGCACGUGAUGAUGAAGUUUUCCUGGUUUGCAGACCGCUUUACGGCCUCCGUGAAGCACCCGCUCUCUGGGCGCAGUUUCGAUCUGAGAAGCUUGCAGCCUUGAAGGUGCCCUUCCGUGACGGGUUUUUAGUUCUGAGGCCAGUGGUCAUGGACAGUGAGUUGUGGCGGAUCAUGUUCAUGGAUGUCGAGGGCGAGCUGACCUUGUGUGGCGUUUUGGUCACGUAUGUGGACGACCUUCUGUAUUUGUGCUUGAAGUGCGUCAUGGAGGUGCUGCACCAGGCUAUAAAGGACAUGUGGCCGUGCUCUGCUUUGGAGUUUGCUGCGCAGGGCGAGGGAGUUCGCUACUUGGGCAUGGAGCUGUAUGAGCGGGAGAACGGCUUCUUCCUCAGCCAGGCCGGGUACAUCGAGUCCCUUCUUAAGAGCCAUGGCAUGUCGCCAGAUAUCAGGGCACAACUCCCGUGCCCCAGAGAGUGGCUCAGCGACGAGGACGAUGAGACUGAGGUGGAGAAUUUUUCUGAGUCCGAGUUGAGACAAGGCCAACGCAUAGUUGGCGAGUGUCUUUGGCUCGCCUUCAGGUACUCCUACACCAUUGAGCGUGUGAAAAAGGGGCUCCUCAAGGUUCGACACACUCCUGGCGAUCGCCAGCUUGCUGACUUGCCAACUAA